AAGGACACAGCAUAUCACCGUCAGCUGCAGGCAUGUCUUCAGAGAUGCAGAGAGACAGCUAUGCCGGUUUCCAGCCGCUCUUCAAGUCAUUCGCCACAAAUGCGAUCCACGUUGGUUCAGAACCCGAGCAGUGGAGCUCUAUGGCCGUAGUGCCUCCUAUUUCACUGUCCACCACCUUUAAACAGCACGGCCCCGGAAAACAUGAGGGAUAUGAGUAUAUCAAGACUGGUAAUCCCACCAGAAACUGUCUCGAGAGAGCUGUGGCUUGUUUGGAUGGUGCAAAAUACUGUGUUGCUUUUGCCUCUGGAAUAGCAGCGACUGCGACCAUCACCCAUCUUUUAAAGCAUGGAGAUGGAAUUGUGUGCAUGUAUGAUAUAUAUGGAGGAACUAAAGAAUAUUUCAGAGAAAUAAUUACAGAAUUUGACAUUGAUGCAUCUUUUGUUGACUUCACAAAGCUGGAGGAGCUGAAAGCAGCUUUAAAACAAAAUACAAAGAUGGUUUGGUUUGAAACCCCCACAAACCCUACAUUAAAGGUUGUGGACAUCCAGGCCUGUGCAGAUAUUGUGCAUAAACACAACAAGGACACACUUGUUGUUGUGGACAACACAUUCAUGUCUCCCUACUUCCAGCGCCCCCUUGCACUUGGAGCGGACAUCUGCAUGUGCUCUGGAACAAAAUAUAUGAAUGGACACAGCGAUGUUCUCAUGGGGCUUAUUUCUGUCAAUCGUGAGGACCUCUAUAAGCGACUGAAGGUUUUGCAAAAUGCUGUUGGUGCUGUGCCGUCUCCAUUUGACUGUUACAUGUGCAAUCGGGGUCUAAAGACGCUGCACCUGAGGAUGAAGCAGCACUUUAAGAAUGCACUGGCUGUUGCACAGUUUUUAGAGGCCGACCCGAGGGUGGACAGUGUCAUCUUCCCAGGUCUUCCUUCUCACCCUCAACAUGAGCUGGCAAAAAGACAGUGCCGAGGCUGUUCUGGGAUGGUCUCGUUCUACAUAAAAGGACAACUUGAGCAUGCCUCAACCUUCCUCAGCAAUCUGAAGGUGGUUGCACUUGCUGAAAGUCUUGGUGGUAUUGAGAGUCUAGCAAAGCUUCCAGCGACUAUGCCUCAUGUUUCACUGAGUAAGGAUGAAAGGGAAAAGCUGGGCAUCAGUGAUACACUCAUCCGUCUUUCAGUGGGUCUGGAGGACGAGGAAGAUAUUAUUGCAGAUCUGGACCAAGCUCUUAGUGCUGCACAUCCAAAAAAGUAAGAGGGUGAUCAAGAUCAAUCAAGAACAGAAGUGAUGCCACGUGCCACAAAAUAAUGUCUUUGUCAUCUUGUCCACAUUUCUAAUUUACUUGCUACAUGACAGUCGCUUGAAAAACAUUAAUUGCAUCUGUCACAGUACAAAAAUAAUCUUCAAGAAACUCAUUUGCCAUCAUUCAUUCAAAGGAGAAUUGCUGCUUUUGCAUUUCUACCUUUUUUUUUUAUUAUUAUUAUUAUUUUUUAGUAAUUAUAGUUUGAGGCAGUGGGCAGCCAAACAGGCGCUCUGCUAUUAAAGGUUUUAAUAUAGGAAAAUGCUUGCACUGCAAGGAAAAAAAACAAUAUCAUUCUAAUGAAGAUUUUUAUUUGCCUUUUUUAUAUAGACUAUUCAAGUGAGUUAUUCAAGAAUAUGUAACAAGAACUACAACAAAUAGAAUAGACAGCUUUAAAGUAAUGCACAAGCACAAUCAAAUCUUUAGUUUCUGCAUCAAUAAUGAGGCUCAAUCACUUCAUAAUGUUCGAAUCACCCAUCUUUGACCCGUGUGGGUUUUUCAAAUACUGAUUAGAUGCUUGAGUGUUUUUGAAUUUGUGCAUUUAUAGUAAAUGAAAUGUGAUGACUGA
This is a messenger RNA of Danio rerio (zebrafish), 1861 nucleotides long. It is a transcript of the gene cthl, whose product is annotated as cystathionase (cystathionine gamma-lyase), like. NCBI's taxonomy places the organism in Eukaryota, Metazoa, Chordata, Actinopteri, Cypriniformes, Danionidae. Gene Ontology annotation, molecular function: homocysteine desulfhydrase activity; pyridoxal phosphate binding. Gene Ontology annotation, biological process: L-cysteine biosynthetic process; transsulfuration. The record is from RefSeq and is marked validated.